This is a messenger RNA of Drosophila innubila, 578 nucleotides long. Its product is annotated as moonshiner-like. The record is from RefSeq and is a predicted model, not a curated record. NCBI's taxonomy places the organism in Eukaryota, Metazoa, Arthropoda, Insecta, Diptera, Drosophilidae. The transcript is spliced from 2 exons. Bases 42 to 566 code for a protein of 174 amino acids.
UGUUCAGUUGGUGAACCGAUUAAAGAAAGAACUGCAUAAUAAUGGCGCGCAUGAAGAAAAAUGAGAGCUGGAUUCCAGAGUCACGCAACUUUUUUACGGACGUGAUGAAAGACGUUUUUGCAAAUAUGAGCGGCAAUGAAAUGUUUGAAUUAAGCCGCACUGAGGGAAUGCAGCUUGAAAAAUUAGAGAAGUUGUGGCUGAUCAAUUAUAAGCCCUUAGAGCAUCUGCCCGAGUCGAAUCCUUGUCCAUUGCCGCCAAAGCCCAAACGAGCGCCACAAAAAUCUCAAAUAAGCACAACAAUUACGACAAGCUCAACAAUAACAGCAGCAACAACAAUUACAAGAACAACCUUCGCGAGAAGCGAGACGGAAGAUGAAAAGUAUGUGGACGCUAGCACGCUGGAUGACAACUUGGAUAUUGUGUAUCGCAUUAAUAUACCGCGCUUACGGCCUCAUUGGCGCCACAGAAGCAUGGAUCUCAAGAUAAAGGCCAUUAUGGAAUUGCCGACGGAAGAGGCCACUACCUUAUUCCAGAGCCAUGUCGACCAAAUGCUGCAGGCGGCCUAAAUGUACUUUAUA